CCCGAUUGGCCGGGUGAAGGUUUUUCCGCCGUGUACUUUGGACUCGGAGGGGUGCAGGUGCCCCUCUCUCUCGCGCCUGGCAUUGGAUCCGGAGCCCAUAGGCAGGUCGGGGCGGGGGGACGCUGAGAUGUCCCUCAUCUGCCUGUCAGACUAUGAAGCCUACGCAAAAGACCACUUACCCAAAGCCACGUGGGAAUAUUACGCGGCCGGAGCGGACGAUUGCUGCACGCGGGACGAUAACCUGCUGGCUUUCAAACGUAUCCGUCUGAGACCCCGGAUGCUCCGCGAUGUGUCCGUGACAGACACUCGGACAACGGUCCUGGGGACGGAGAUCAGCUGUCCCAUCGGCAUCGCCCCCACCGCGUUCCACUGCUUGGCAUGGCCGGACGGAGAGAUGAGCACCGCCAGAGCGGCGGAGUCGCUGAAUCUGUGCUACGUGGCCAGUACUUAUUCCACAUGCUCAGUGGAGGAGAUCGUGGCGGCCGCUCCCGACGGCUUCCGGUGGUUCCAGCUCUACGUGUACCGAGACCGCAAGCUGUCGGAGCAGCUGGUGCACCGGGUGGAAGCUUUGGGCUUCAAGGCUCUCGUCCUCACCGUGGACGUUCCUUACACGGGCAAGAGGAGAAGCGACAUCCGCAACAAGUUUCGGCUCCCGCCGCAUCUCAAGGUCAAGAACUUUGAGGGUGUGUUUGAGGAAAACUGCGGUCCGGAUAAUUAUGGUGUCCCAGCCAACACCUUGGACCCGUCCAUCAGCUGGAAGGACAUCUACUGGCUAAGGAGCCUAACCCGUCUGCCUAUCAUCAUCAAGGGAAUCCUGACCAAGGAAGAUGCGGAGCUGGCGGUGGAGCAUGGCGUGCAAGGAAUCAUUGUGUCCAACCAUGGCGGCCGGCAGCUGGACGGGGAGCUUGCCACGAUCGAUGCCCUGUCGGAGAUCGUGGAUGCGGUGCAGGGCCGGAUCGAGGUCUACAUCGACGGAGGGAUAAGAACAGGAAGUGAUGUGCUGAAGGCCCUAGCGCUCGGAGCGAAGUGUGUGUUCAUUGGACGACCUAUUGUGUGGGGUCUCACGUACAAGGGUGAGGAGGGGGUGAGAGGCGUUCUCCAGAUCCUGACAGAUGAAUUCCGCCUCUCCAUGGCACUCUCAGGCUGUCGGAACGUCUCUGAAAUCAACCGAAACCUCAUCCAGUUCUCUAAGCUUUAGAGACGGCGAUUUGGGGGGCCGGGGGGCCAGGGAACCCCCCUCUCCUCCUCCAAACACGUACAGACCAUGGAAGAGCGAUUCCUUUUGUCACCAAUUCCUAAAUAAUUUACCCCAAAAAUGAAUCUGGAUGAUAAUUUCCCGAUGGCUUCGGGGUCACCGCGCCGCUCAUACCUCACAUAAUCAUACGUCCGGCACCGAGAGCCUCAAAGACUUCUUAUUAUUAUAUUUAAUUCUGGGGGGAAAAUCCAAAUAUCUGCUAAAUUAUUCAAUAAAAAAUGAAAACC
Messenger RNA from Spea bombifrons (plains spadefoot toad), 1482 nucleotides. RefSeq names its product hydroxyacid oxidase 2 (gene HAO2). The transcript is spliced from 8 exons. Gene Ontology annotation, molecular function: FMN binding; oxidoreductase activity. The coding region runs from base 128 to 1198 and encodes 356 amino acids. The record is from RefSeq and is a predicted model, not a curated record. NCBI's taxonomy places the organism in Eukaryota, Metazoa, Chordata, Amphibia, Anura, Pelobatidae.